AUGAAUCCUAUUCCUUAUCUGCUUCGGCGUGCAGAGGAUGGCCCUGCCCCCGCUUGUGACACAAGCAACGAGUAUGAUGGCCGCAUGGGCGUUCGCAUCUCGUCUAUUUUCGUGAUUCUUGUUGGUUCCAUGUUUGGCGCCUUAUUCCCCGUAUUUGCGAGCAGCUUUCGGAAUUCAAAAGCCCUACGCUGGGCCUUUUUCGUCGCCAAGUUCUUCGGUUCUGGAGUUAUCAUUGCCACAGCGUUCAUUCACUUGUUGGGUCCUGCAGAAGAAGCGCUCCGAAAUGAGUGUCUCACCGGCCCAAUUACCGAUUACUCCUGGGCGGAAGGAAUUAUCCUUAUGACGGUUGUGGUUCUGUUCUUCGUUGAGUUAAUGGUCAUGCGAUAUUCUCGUUUCGGCCAAAAUCACGUUCAUGACGAUGCCGGUCAUGGCCAUGAUCACUCUGGUGAAACCAAGGCCGUUCAGCCUGCAUCACCGGAUGUCAAAGGUGGCCUUCCCGGCGAGGAUCACCUUGGUCAUUCUCGAGAACAUCGCGACCUUGAGCUGGCCGAGAAGGCUGCUCAUCUCGAAGAAUACAUGGCUCAGCUGACCUCCGUUUUCAUCCUGGAGUUCGGUAUAAUCUUUCACUCGGUCUUUAUCGGUUUGACCUUGGCAGUGUCUGGUGAUGAAUUCACAACCCUCUACAUCGUGCUGGUCUUCCAUCAAACAUUCGAAGGAUUGGGUCUCGGCGCCCGACUAGCUGAUAUCCCCUGGCCGCGCUCCAGACGAUGGACCCCGUACCUCCUCGGCAUGGGAUACGGAAUCUCAACACCCAUCGCAAUUGCCAUUGGUCUCGGUGUCCGCAAGACCUACCCCCCUGAAGGCUACACCACCCUCGUCGUCAAUGGAGUCUUCGAUUCGAUCUCAGCCGGUAUCCUGAUCUACACUGCCCUUGUCGAGCUGAUGGCCCACGAAUUCAUGUUCAGCACAUCGAUGCGCAAGGCCCCCAUCCAGCACGUGCUUUCCGCGUUCGGUCUUCUGUGUCUGGGUGCCCUUUUGAUGGCGCUUCUCGGAAAAUGGGCUUGA
Messenger RNA from Aspergillus puulaauensis, 1065 nucleotides. RefSeq names its product low-affinity Zn(2+) transporter ZRT2 (gene zrfB). Bases 1 to 1065 code for a protein of 354 amino acids. Gene Ontology annotation, biological process: zinc ion import across plasma membrane. Lineage: Eukaryota; Fungi; Ascomycota; Eurotiomycetes; Eurotiales; Aspergillaceae. Gene Ontology annotation, molecular function: low-affinity zinc ion transmembrane transporter activity. The transcript has a single exon. Gene Ontology annotation, cellular component: plasma membrane. The record is from RefSeq and is a predicted model, not a curated record.